AUGGAUCAUCCGGUUCAAUUAAUUGUUGUGUCUGGUAAAUGGGCAAAGAAAGCGAAAUUUGUUUUUAACGCCGACGAUAGAGGUUGUAGAGUUGUCGAGGUAGAUGCGAAAACAACGCACGAGAAGCUUGUGAAAUUGGUUCUUGAUGACUACGGAUUGGAUGAGUUGAGCCAUAAGGCAACGAUGAGCUACAUGCUCUCGUACAAGGCUAUGAAAAAUAUGUCGCAUGAUACUCCCCCAGUAUAUGUCUCGAAUGAUCGACAGUUGCAUUGUUAUCUAAACCUAUUGAGAAACGAUCAACUUAGACUUUGUGUUGAGUUUGCGAAGACGAAGGCCGGAUCGAAUGGAAGGUCGAAACGGCCACGAAGUUCGGCUUCUUCAGCCCUAGAAAACCAAGAAGACGCUAGAGGAUUUGAUGGUUUCUGUUAUGAUUAUAGUGAUAUCCUAGAAGAUGAAGUCAAUGACGAUGAAGCAGAGUACGAAGAAGCAGAGGAGGAAGAAGAAGAUGACGAAUUUUCAACCCGAUUUGACGUUUUCGACGACUCCGAUGGUGCGUCAUCUGAUGAUGAUAACUUUGCUGCAUACGGCGAGCAUGAGGAGAACGAUGAAGAUUUACCGUCUCUUACUCAAAACAGAGCUCAUAACUUUGGCAUAGUGGGAUCGAUUGGGAACUCGGAGUCGUUAAGGGUGGAGAUGUCUAAGCUAAACCUCGUCGUAGGACAACGAUACGCGAGCAAAGCCGAUUUGGAGAAACGGCCGAAACUUCUUGCGGUGAGAGAUGGAUUUGAUUUUUCAGUACCAAAAUCAAAUACGACUAUAGUGAAUAUUACGUGCUGGGUUGAAGGAUGUCUUUGGAGAGUUCGUGCAUCUACAGAAGGAGAUGAGCCUGGUUUUGUUGUUCGUAUAUAUGAUUCGAUACACACAUGUUCUGUGACGGAGAGGUCUAAUCGAUCAAAACAAGCAACACCUGAUGUUUUGGGAGUUCUUUACAGGGACUUUCUUGGUGACAUUGGUCCUGAUGUUAAACCUAAAAGCGUUGGAAUUAUCAUUAGUAAGCAUUUUAACAUAAAGAUGGAUUAUUGGAAGUCAUACAAGACACUAAGGUUUGCAAGGAAGAUCGACAUGGGAACUCCCAAGGGAAGUUUUGGAGAAUUGCCAUCCUACCUAUACAUGAUAAGACGGGCAAAUCCGGGUACAAUAACGUGUCUUCAAAUUGAUGAGUGUGACAGAUUCAAGUAUGUCUUCCUUGCUUUUGGUGCGAGUGUUGCUGGGUUUGCUUACAUGCGGAAAGUUAUUGUUGUGGAUGGUACGUUUCUCCACGGUAGUUACAAAGGGACGCUUCUAACAGCCCUAGCUCAGGAUGGAAAUUUCCAAAUUUUCCCAAUAGCUUUCGGUGUUGUUGACACUGAAAAUGAUGAUUCUUGGCGUUGGUUUUUCACAAAACUCAAAGUUGCUAUUCCUGACGACAGGAAUCUUGCGAUCAUCUCGGACAGACAUAAGUCCAUAGGGAAAGCAAUUGGUGAAGUGUAUCCGUUGGCUUCUCGUGGAAUUUGCACUUAUCAUUUGUACAAGAACAUAUUGGUGAAGUUCAAAGGGAAACAUUUGUUCCCACUUGUGAAAAAAGCGGCUAGGUGUUUUCGGACAGUUGAUUUUACAGAAACAUUCAAUGAGAUUGAAGCGCUUACAUGGAUAUCUCCAAAGAGCUGGGGUGCAAAUGUGGGCGCGUGUACAUUUCCCAGAUGGUUUGCUGAACGGAGAGAGGAUGCGCAAUCACAGCUAACUCAGCUUUCACGAGGUGUUGAAAAACUGCUAGAGGGCCGUGUAAAUGCAUCAAGACUUAUGCAAGUACAACCGAUUGAUGCUUUACGUGUACAAGUACAAUAUAGAACAUCUUUGCAUGUUGUAAAUUUGGAUGCAAAAAGAUGCACAUGCCGUCGUUUCGACCACGAGAAAAUACCUUGCGUCCAUGCAAUCGCAGCUGCAGAGCAUAUGGGUGUGUCUCGUAUUUCCCUUGCCGAUCCUAACUACCGGACAAGUUAUUUGGUUAACGCGUAUGCUGAUUCAAUAAUGCCACCGGAUAUUGCACUCCCUGUUCCUGAAAUUGUAACUAACCAACCGUGCGUGCCUCCGAUCGUUGCAACUCAGCCAGGAAGGCCAAGGAAAAUCAGGAUUAAAUCUGCUGUGGAAAUUUCACUUCAGAAUAAACGCCCUAGGAAGCCACACGCCUGUUCUCGAUGUAAAGAAGUUGGGCAUAAUGCAAAAACUUUUCGGAAGUAG
This is a messenger RNA of Capsella rubella, 2277 nucleotides long. RefSeq lists its product as uncharacterized. The transcript is spliced from 4 exons. The record is from RefSeq and is a predicted model, not a curated record. Gene Ontology annotation, molecular function: zinc ion binding. NCBI's taxonomy places the organism in Eukaryota, Viridiplantae, Streptophyta, Magnoliopsida, Brassicales, Brassicaceae. The coding region runs from base 1 to 2277 and encodes 758 amino acids.